Molecule: messenger RNA, 1394 nt
Organism: Hemibagrus wyckioides
Lineage: Eukaryota; Metazoa; Chordata; Actinopteri; Siluriformes; Bagridae
Product: transcription factor HES-5-like
Exons: 2
Coding region: 30-731 (233 amino acids)
Biological process (GO): regulation of transcription by RNA polymerase II; anterior/posterior pattern specification; regulation of neurogenesis
Cellular component (GO): nucleus
Molecular function (GO): protein dimerization activity; RNA polymerase II cis-regulatory region sequence-specific DNA binding; DNA-binding transcription factor activity, RNA polymerase II-specific
Source: RefSeq, a predicted model, not a curated record
UAUUGUCCUCUGCUAGAAGAACACUGAGCAUGUGGCAGCCCUACAUUCCUCAUUGUGUGUCCAAGCUCUCCCAUUGGCUCCAAACUGUGAGAACCUCCAACAAGCCCAAGACCCACACAUUCAUAUGGAGAUUUGGGAGUAUAAAUAGAGGAGCUGCAGCCAGUACAAAUCAGACCCACUCUACACAGAGAGAUCUACAGCACAGAGACACAGCCAUGGCACCAACCAUCACUUCAGCACUGAACAUCUCAAACGAGCACCUACCUCUGAACAACAAGCUGAGGAAGCCGAUGGUGGAGAAGAUGCGCAGAGAUCGUAUCAACAGCAGCAUUGAGCAGCUGAAGUCUCUCCUGGCUCCAGAGUUCCUCAACCAGCAGCCUGACUCCAAACUGGAGAAAGCAGAUAUCCUGGAGAUGACAGUCAGCUUCCUGAGACAAAAGCAGCAGCAGCAGCAGCAUCCAGCAGCUGCCAAUCAAGGCUUCUCCAGAUGUGUCCAUGACAUUGUUCACUUCCUGUCUAAAGAAGAGGUGAAGACACAGAGCCAGAGAAAACUGCUGAACCACUUCCAGAAUCUGCAGCCAUCUUCAGACGAGAACAGGAGGGAAAGUGUUGUGGUUCAGCUGAGCUCUACAGAGCAGCAGAUCAUCAGCAAAGAGAAGAGUUCAGUUAAGAGCUCCCUCUGGAGGCCCUGGAGAAGAGAAGAUCAAGACUCUAAGCUUUUUUUUAAUUAACCUUUGAGUAAGAGUAUAACUGAGUAGUUAAAACUUUAACAGUUUAUUAUUGUUUUAUGGCUAAAACGCUGUUAUAUAUUAGUCUGCCCAUUAAAAGCUUAGAUUGUUUGCUGUAUAUAAUAUACAUUUCUGUUUUAAGAAAUGAUGGCAUUCAUCUGGUAAUCUUAAAAAUGUGAUUUAUGUUGAUAUUUUAUACUCUAUGAGUUUUCACUAGUUUAUAUAGAUGCGAUAUGUAUUUUAAUAUCUAACCACAAUGUGGUUAAUCUACUUAUUGCAAGAUUACUUGCUUUAUAUUAAUAAGCAUUUCUGUUUUAAGAAAUGAUGGCAUCUUCCUUCCCACUUGGGAAUCUAUUUUGUACACAAAUUGUGCUUUAUAUUUUUUCCUUUUUUACUCUAUGAGUAAUUUUUCUUUUCUUUCACUCUUGUAAGAUAACCACAGUGUGGUUAUUGUUUUGCCCACUGAACAUAAAUGUAAACCUUUCCUAAAGGUUUGUAUUUUUGUAAUAAUAUGGUGUAACUGAACACAACGUUUGAAGUACAUGGCAUUGCAUCAAUGUAUUUGAUUGUACUGAUGGUUAUUGUGGAAAGAGAAUAAAUAAUUGGACGUGAACUCACUGGUAAAGAUCUUUGAAUGAGCCUAUGGAAAUAACAGAAUUAUUAUAA